AUGUGCUUGCCUAUAUUUGACCUGUUGAUGAACCACAUGCACCUUCCUACAUUUGUUGUUGUUCUUGUUGGAGUUCAGAAACCGAUGUUGGCCUCCUUACGCUUUAUUUACCGGGGACCAGAUAACUUUCAUGACCAGAUGUUUAUUAUUCUAUCCCGCACCAUUGCUUUGUGGGGACUAAUCUCACCAGGUUCAUCUGCAUCGGUAGAUUUACUGUUUUCUUUCCAAGUAAUUGGCCAUAUGAAGACUAUCCUUGUCUUGAUCAUGGGCUUCCUCUUCUUUGGGAAGGAGGGUCUCAAUCUCCAAGUAGUCAUCGGCAUGAUCAUAGCUGUAGUUGGAAUGAUCUGGUAUGGCAAUGCGUCAUCUAAGCCUGGGGAAGGAGCGCAAGCCAUUCACUUCCUACCAGCGAACAACAUAAACAUGGUAGUUUGUCGAAGUCCACCGAAAUAG
Eucalyptus grandis is the source of this 450-nucleotide messenger RNA. RefSeq names its product UDP-rhamnose/UDP-galactose transporter 6-like. Lineage: Eukaryota; Viridiplantae; Streptophyta; Magnoliopsida; Myrtales; Myrtaceae. The transcript has 2 exons. The coding region runs from base 1 to 450 and encodes 149 amino acids. The record is from RefSeq and is a predicted model, not a curated record.